AUGGCUCUCUACUGCGGCGACAACUUCGGCGUGUACUCGCAGCCCGGCCUGCCCCCGGCCGCCGCCGCCGCCGCCCCGGGCGCCCCUCCGCCGGCCAGGGCGCCCUACGGGCUGGCCGACUACCCCGCGCCGCCGGCCGCCGCCGCCAACCCCUACCUGUGGCUCAACGGGCCGGCCGUGGGCGGUCCCCCGGCCGCCGCCGCCGCGUACCUGGGGGCCCCCCCGCCGCCGCCGCCUCCGCCGCCCCCCGGGGGCGCGCCCGGGCCCUUCCUGCAGCCGCCGACCGCGGCCAGCACCUUCGGCUGCGCGCAGCGGCCCUUCGCGCAGCCCGCGCCCGCCGCGCCCGCCUCGCCCGCCGGGCCCGCGGCGCCGGGGGAGCUGGGCUGGCUGUCCAUGGCCAGCCGCGAGGACCUGAUGAAGAUGGUGCGACCGCCCUACUCGUACUCGGCGCUCAUCGCCAUGGCCAUCCAGAGCGCGCCCGAGCGCAAGCUCACGCUCAGCCACAUCUACCAGUUCGUGGCCGACAGCUUCCCCUUCUACCAGCGCAGCAAGGCGGGCUGGCAGAACUCCAUCCGCCACAACCUGUCGCUCAACGACUGCUUCAAGAAGGUGCCCCGCGACGAGGACGACCCAGGGAAAGGGAAUUACUGGACCCUGGAUCCGAACUGUGAGAAAAUGUUUGACAACGGGAACUUCCGCAGGAAGCGGAAGCGCCGCUCGGAAACCAGCAGCACCUCUGCGGCGGCCGCGGGGGCAUCUAAGUCGGAAGACGGGCUGUCCUCGGGACUGAGCUCUGGAGUGGCUGGGAAGCCGGAGGGAGACAGCUCCUCUCAGUCCCCAGAGCCUCCCGAGGGCACCAAGAGGACCGCCUCCUCCCCAGGAGCAUCCAUGCUCACCUCCACCCCUUGCCUGAACACCUUCUUCAGCAGCCUCAGCACCUUAAGUGUCAGCAGCAGCGCGGGCACCCAGCGAGCUCUCCCCGGCGGCCGCCACCUAGGGAUCCAGGGCGCCCAGGUGCCCCCCAGCAGCACCUUCCCCCCCAGCUCCGUCUCGGAGGCCUCACCAGACACCUUGCAGCUGAGCCACAGCACCAGCAACGCGGGCAGCAGCCAGAGAUCUUCCUAUUACAGCCCCUUCCCUGCCAGCACCAGCGGGGGUCAGAGCGGCCCCUUCGGCAGCCCGUUCUACAACUUCAGCGUGGUCAACAGCCUCAUCUACCCCCGCGAGGGCUCCGAGGUAUAG
Molecule: messenger RNA, 1242 nt
Organism: Camelus dromedarius (Arabian camel)
Lineage: Eukaryota; Metazoa; Chordata; Mammalia; Artiodactyla; Camelidae
Gene: FOXI3
Product: forkhead box I3
Exons: 2
Coding region: 1-1242 (413 amino acids)
Biological process (GO): cell differentiation; anatomical structure morphogenesis; regulation of transcription by RNA polymerase II
Molecular function (GO): DNA-binding transcription factor activity, RNA polymerase II-specific; RNA polymerase II cis-regulatory region sequence-specific DNA binding
Source: RefSeq, a predicted model, not a curated record